AUGGCUGCUACCGCGUCAUCACCCACGGGUCUCACACUCGAGCAGCGAGUCAAAGCACUACCCCAAGAACUUCAAGACCUCAUCUACGGCUUCACCUUCGAGCAACCUGACCCCACUACCAUUACCAUCGAUGCGAACUUCAGACCACCUGUGAACCUCCAAAUCAACAAAGCCAUCCGCAAAUCAUUUGCGGCACUCUACUACAGCAAAUUCAUCUUCUGCUCAGACGACAUCCAUAGCUUGCAGAACUGGGUUGUCAGUCUCACUUCCCAACACCGUGCCUUCCUCUGGGAUCUCAGGCUACAUGGCUACCAAGACGGCGUGUGCGAUGGCGAUAGGAGCGUGGCCACCGCGCGAGCGACGAAGUUUUGGCAAAGUUUGCCAUCGGAGGCGAGGAAGGAGAUCCGUUAUUUUAUGGUUAUGGCGAGCUAUGUCUUGUCGAAUGGCGCCUUCAGAGAGGCGAAUGUGGCGUGGGCUACUGCCGAACCGCCGAUGGAGAUUCCUGAGCGGUGGGAGAAGGCAUUGGAGAGAGCGAGGAGGAAGCUGAAAUGGGAUUGCGGUGCGGCGUGGAUGGACGACUUCUGGCAGAGUAUUGAGGGUGUAAAGGUGGUGUGA
Fulvia fulva is the source of this 615-nucleotide messenger RNA. RefSeq lists its product as uncharacterized. The coding region runs from base 1 to 615 and encodes 204 amino acids. The record is from RefSeq and is a predicted model, not a curated record. Lineage: Eukaryota; Fungi; Ascomycota; Dothideomycetes; Mycosphaerellales; Mycosphaerellaceae. The transcript has a single exon.